Aspergillus terreus NIH2624 is the source of this 1839-nucleotide messenger RNA. RefSeq names its product Zn(II)2Cys6 transcription factor. NCBI's taxonomy places the organism in Eukaryota, Fungi, Ascomycota, Eurotiomycetes, Eurotiales, Aspergillaceae. Gene Ontology annotation, cellular component: nucleus. The record is from RefSeq and is a predicted model, not a curated record. Gene Ontology annotation, biological process: regulation of DNA-templated transcription; DNA-templated transcription. The coding region runs from base 1 to 1839 and encodes 612 amino acids. The transcript has 3 exons. Gene Ontology annotation, molecular function: DNA binding; DNA-binding transcription factor activity, RNA polymerase II-specific; zinc ion binding.
AUGGACCAAGACGACCAAUCUUCUCAGCCCGCAAGCACGCCCUCUUCGCGGCCGAAAUCUCGCUCCGAUCAUUUAAUGAAGCGCGUCUCGAGAGCAUGCUUACACUGUCGCCAACGGAAGUCAAAGUGUGACCUCGGUAGUCCAGGUGUGCCGCCAUGCCAACGAUGCCUUCGAGAGGGUCGCGAAUGUGUCCUAGGCAGCUCCAACCGCGGUGGCCGUCGCAUUCGCAAGAACAAAAUGAAAAACUUUACUCCCGACACCAACUUAUCUACCCGAAGGGACUCCUUCCUCGACCCGACAAGUCCUGCCACAUCAGACAACCGUACGGCGGCGAAUAGCUCAUAUCCCGGGCCCGUGGUUUUUGUAACGCCGAACCCUCAAACGGCGACACCGGCAUCCGUGGACGAUGAGGAUUCUGCUUCUAUUGGCUCCGUCCCGCAGAACCCAUCCGAUGCAUGGCAAUGCUUGACUGGCAUUGCAAAAAGGGGAGCGGAUGACCACAGCCCAGAGACGACUACCGACUUGACGCGCGCUCCACCCACCAGCUUUCCCUCCUACAAUACGUUUCCCAGCAGCAGUGUAACCGACUUUCAACCAAACACCGGAAUCAAAGCCUACCGACUGGUUCAGUCGCGUUCAUUGGACCCGGGAACCGUGUGGCAAUUGGUAGCUCGUUACGCCGAACAUUUCCACCCCUAUCUUCCUUUGGUCCCAAGAAAGUAUUUUAACCGCAGCGCGCUGGACACCUUCGCGAACAACGAAAAGCACCUCCUCACUGCUGUGCUAACGAUCGCUUCGAAGGACCUGGUCGAGCGACCGGAGAUCCACGAGUACUGUUCCAAGUACAUGCAUGAGCUCAUCUCAGGUAUCGCGGCUGGAAUAGAUUGUGAUGUCGAGGCUGUCGAGGCGCUUUUACUACUGGCAGAAUGGGAGCCGCAGGGCCUUCGUCCCCGGGUAGAGCGCGUAGGCCGUGGAGAAGAGGAUCGAGCCGCUUGGAUGCAUGUCGGCUUGGCUUUACGUUCGGGCUAUUUUCUCGGGUUAGAUCGUACCUCGUUCCGGGGCGACUCCCCGGGCGACACGGAGAAUGAGGCCCGUCGACGUCUGGCGUGGACAAGCUGCUACAUUUCAGAUCGCUUGAUCUCUGUCCGCAUUGGACGCGCAUUCUGGUCUCGAGGACCGGGGCCAAUGACGGGCCUGGUCAGCCAGGACUUCCCGUCCUUGCAGCCCGUGAAGGAAGGAGACGAAGACUACGCAAAAAUCUUUCAGGCGACGUUGGACCUGACCCAGCUCUAUGGGAAUGUUCACGAUGUGCUUUACUCGGGAAUGAGGACCAGUAACCAAAUGAUGCUCAUGGGAGACUACGUGAAAUACGUUGAUGACUUUCGCCUCGCUAUUCUGCGGUGGAAGUCUCGCUGGGGCUCGUUGCCCUGCUCUCAACCCAUGCAGGUCACCUUGCAGUUGUCGUAUGAGUAUCUACGGCUGUACAUUAAUGCCUUUGCAUUUCAGGCAGCUAUCUCCCAGUCGUUGGUAUCGAGAUUGAAGAAAGAUGCUCACUCGCAGCGAGAGCAUUUGCGGGCCACGUUUAACAAUGUGGCGUCAAUGCAGGAUGCCCGGUUUAUCUAUGAAUCGGUAGAUGCUGCGAAGGCGUACUUGACCAUCAUGGUUGACGGAGUCCACCCCGAAAAGCAUCUCCAUUUUAUGCCUCUUCGGUUUUAUCUAUACGGCAUCUAUGCCGCGGUAUUCUUAUAUAAGGUCGGGUUUCAGAAGAAGACCAUCGCGACAUUUGCUAACAGGAACAGGCACGGUCAUUUGGAGUCAUGUUGCCUGCAGAAGAGAUGA